Gamsiella multidivaricata is the source of this 2139-nucleotide messenger RNA. RefSeq lists its product as uncharacterized. The transcript is spliced from 2 exons. Gene Ontology annotation, molecular function: phospholipid binding; structural constituent of nuclear pore. Lineage: Eukaryota; Fungi; Mortierellomycota; Mortierellomycetes; Mortierellales; Mortierellaceae. Gene Ontology annotation, biological process: RNA export from nucleus; protein import into nucleus. The record is from RefSeq and is a predicted model, not a curated record. Bases 1 to 2139 code for a protein of 712 amino acids. Gene Ontology annotation, cellular component: nuclear pore central transport channel; nuclear pore.
AUGUCGCUACCACCGACCAUCCCCCGCAGACACAACAUCAAGGAUGCAGAACGCAAAGAGAUCUUCCCCAUAUCAGAUGAGGGCGCACCGCCCUUCCCAGUCAGGCGCGGAUCCAUUGGUUUCUUCCGAGGCAAGCGCGCCAGGGCACCCAUCGCCUUCGACCAUGAUGAGCUCUUCAAGAACCUGCAGGGCCUCCAGACCCUCCAAAACCUGGACAUGACCCACUGUUCCUGGCAGGCCCACCAGGAUCUCUCUGACUCUAAUCCCAAUUCCAACCUCAACUCACUCUCGACCACGCCCACCACAGCAGCGACUCCAGCCCUGACAGCAGCCGCAACACCGACAACACCAAUCGGAUCUCAGCACCAGAACAUCCUGAAGCACCACUCACAUUCACAUCCACAUCCACACCCGCAUACCCUGUCACGCUCGGUCUCUCGUUCCCCGCAGCCGACGAGUCCAGUAGCGGCAUCAAUACAGGACUACCAUGUGCGACAGGAGCAGAAGCUGGCGACGUUCAUGAAGCGGAACCUUCUUCCUCCACACGCCCUCCUGACCCCAACCAGCGUCUCAUCCUCAUGUCAACCCAGCCCCAGCACGAUCUCUUUCUCCACCCCUCCUUGCUUUGAUUGCUGUCCGAGCGGUGCAUCGUUUACGGACGAAGCAGAUCAUAGACAUCCCCAGAUGAUUCAACGGCCGCAUGUUGAGCUCCAGUCAUGUAUAGAUUCAAUUCCGUCGACGCACGACGUGCCCUGUCUAUCUGUGUCUGAUUGGGGCAACCAGGGCCGGUGGGCAGGCGAGCAGGAGUGGUCGGACGAUAUCCCUGAAGGUCUGGAGCACGACGGUGGCCCCUGGGAUCAUAUCACCCGAGCAUUGUUCAAGGGACAGAACUACUCUGCCCCUCUUGACUUUUCGAGAAAGACGCAGCAGCAGGCAGAGACGAGUAGUCAGACAACAACAACAACAACAACGACGACGACAACGCCGACGACAGUAAGAUCGAUGACCGAGGGAGAUUUCGAGAUCAAGGACACGGAGGCGACUAGUGAACAGGGUGAACAGCCAAUCCCGCAGAGGAGAAGAAGCGGCUGUAUAGAUUGCGAUGGUGAUGGAGGCAGGUGUGAUUUCGAUGUGGCCGUGCAUCACCCCCUGGCCUCCUCAUUUUCAUCGAUGGCAACGCUGGGCCCACAUUCGGCGAUCGUGCCGAGCAAGGAGAACGAGCAGUCGUUGGUGAUUCUUUCGGUCGGCUGUGGAAACUCGCAGUGGGCCACGGAGAUGGCACUGGCACAUCCUCAAUCGGCGAUACAUGCGAUCAAUGUGAGCCAGGUCCCAUCCUUGCCACCGAUCCCGGAGACGACGCCGAGUUUCGAACUGGAUAACUUGUUCUUCUAUAACCUGGACGAUAACUCGUUGAAGGUGCCGUUUGUGUCGAACAGUGUGGAUUAUAUCCAUGUGCGGAGGUUCCUGCCGAAUGUGAACAAGACCAAGUACCUGGCCUUUUUGAGGGAGCUUGUGAGGGUGUUGAAGGUGGAUGGGUACAUGGAGCUGGUGGAGCUGGAUUUGAGGUUGAGGGAUUCGGGGGUCGAUAACUGUUGGCCGAGCUACUGGACGUUGAUCGGGUUCGAUAAGUUGGGGAUCGAUACGUCGUUGGCACUGAAUCUGGGAGGAAUCUUGAGGACGAUGCCGGAUAUGGAGGUGGUGCGCAAGUCCGGGGUGAUUAUGCCUGUAGGGAUCCAUGGAGGACGGAUCGGGUUGGCGGCGGAACUGCUGUGUUGGCGGUUUGCGCUGACGGUCAGGCCGUGGUUGAUGCGGCAGGCGAUGCUUUCAGGGAGUGAGUUUGACGAUCUGCUGGAGCGCGCGAGGCAGGAGACCCGGACACUGAAGAGCUACCAGGUCUGUCAUGUGGCCGUGGCGCGCAAGAUCGCACCGGGAGCAGGAAUGACUACCACGGCUACGGCUACGGCUGCAACUACGCCUACGCAGGCCACAACAACGACAACGACGACGAUGGGCCCAGUAUCAGCAGUACCAGCAGCACCAGCGCUAGCAGCACCAGCACUAGCAGCACCAGCAACAGCGCCGGCGACGGCGAGUGGUGUCUCAGCUGCUGGCAUGUCAGCUGAGCGUGCCUUCUCUUGA